CUUCUUCUUCUCCGUAGUUGCAGUUGCCAUUUUGAAGUUGCUAUGGAAGACGUUGUCGCUCUGGAGUCGUGUGCUCGAGCUCAAGCUACCUCGGUGACUCGUAGCUAUGACGUGCGAACUGUGAAAUACUUAAUGGCAGCAGAACAGGUACGAAACACCAAGAAGAAAGACACGCAACGCGCGCAAAUAUUGCACGGAACCUAUAUUGUAGCAGGAAGAUUGACGUCUGUCACAAGCCGAUAGCGGCGAGCGACAUUUUGGCCGCGGACGCGACUGCCAAGCACUGAUGUCAAGAAGCUUGGGCCCGUCUUCUCGAAAAGUUACCGUCACAAGUCAGUGUCUUGUUGUUACUGCAUCAAGAUACCCCUCACACAUCAACACAAAAUGCUGUCUCUCCGCAACAUUGCCCGCUCCGCACCCCGUGCUGCCCGUUUCACAAAGGCUGUCCGCCCUCAGUCUUCGCUAUUCCGCCAGACAGCCGCUUUCCAGCCAGCAUGGUCCCAGGCCGCCCCCAGGCUCACAGCUUCCUUCCACAUCUCUGCUAUCAGGAGGCAAGAAAGCAGCGCAAAUGAAGAGCUUGUUGCAAAGCUCCAGAGCGAAAUCUCCAUGGAGGAGGACAUGAAGGAAGAUGAUGACCUCUCCGCCAACAUCAAGGAGUACCUUGAGAACAGCCCCUUUGAGCUUGAGGACAAGACUGGCAAUCAGGAAGUUAUCCUGACCCGCACUUUCGGCGACGAGAAGAUCCGCAUCACCUUCACCACCGCCGACCUCAACAACAACGUCAACCCCGAGGACGCUCUCGAGGACCAAGCCAUGUACGAUGACGCCGACAUGGACGUCCAGUCCGGCGGUGCCAACACCAAGGGCGCCAUCAACCAGGGCAGCACCAAGGAUGGCAACAUUCGUGUCGCACCUGAGGACCGCAUUGCCCCCGCCGACCGCGAGGAGCUUGAGGACGACUACGAGAACGAGGAUGAGGGUGAGCAGGGCUUCCCCGCUCACGCCAGCAUCCGCAUCGAGCGCCCUGGCAAGGGUGCUCUCGCCAUCGAGGCUACCGCUCAGGAUGGCGACUUCCUGAUCGAGGACCUCUACUACUUCCCCGACGCCGAGCUUGCCGACCCUCAGACUGCUGAGAAGGACUGGGCGAGGCGGACGCUCUACACCGGUCCUCCUUUCAACAACCUCGACGAGGACCUUCAGAUCCUCCUCGAGAAGUACCUCGAGGAGCGUGGUAUCAACACCCGCCUGGCUCUCUUUAUCCCCGACUACAUUGACCACAAGGAGCAGAAGGAGUACAUUAGGUGGUUGAACAACGUCAAGAGCUUCGUCGCAUAAGCAUCGCAAUAUUCCACUCUGUACUACUUGUAAUCUCAACUUCUGGAGGAAAUAAGGCACUUUUGGCCAUGUAAAAUAUAAGCGGGGACCUCUCCACCCGCAUGUGUGACUGAUACGACUGGGGGGGAAAUCA
Messenger RNA from Macroventuria anomochaeta, 1468 nucleotides. Its product is annotated as regulatory protein-like protein suaprga1. Gene Ontology annotation, cellular component: mitochondrial matrix. The transcript is spliced from 3 exons. Gene Ontology annotation, biological process: cytosolic ribosome assembly. Bases 385 to 1335 code for a protein of 316 amino acids. The record is from RefSeq and is a predicted model, not a curated record. NCBI's taxonomy places the organism in Eukaryota, Fungi, Ascomycota, Dothideomycetes, Pleosporales, Didymellaceae.